This is a messenger RNA of Pseudogymnoascus verrucosus, 600 nucleotides long. RefSeq lists its product as uncharacterized. The record is from RefSeq and is a predicted model, not a curated record. The transcript is spliced from 3 exons. The coding region runs from base 1 to 600 and encodes 199 amino acids. Lineage: Eukaryota; Fungi; Ascomycota; Leotiomycetes; Thelebolales; Thelebolaceae.
AUGGAUCCCUUAAUCCCCGAGACACAGCCAGCCACCCCCACCCUCAUCCGCAGCCGCCGCCGCAACUUCGGCAAUCUCAUAUUGUUUCUACGGCUCAUUUCUGUCUUGGUUAGCUUAGCGACUUUUGCCAUCCUGAUCCGCUACUGUGUCGCGCAAUACAAGAAUGGCGACAUGGGCGGUGGUGUCCUUGGGAGCUUGGGGUCUAUUAUCGCAGCAUUCAUCGAUUGGGAACAGGUCGGCCAGCUACGGCACACGAGGGACAAGAUCGGCGGCCUUUUGCCCAGGUCAACAGCUUUUAUGGACGCAGUAGCCCUCGGGUUCUCUGUUGGUAGUGUGGUCGUCAUUGUCCGCUCCGAUCAGAAGGCCGCAGAUAAAGUCGCCGAGUUCGGAGGCCCAACAGAUGUAGACCGCCAAGCCGCAAUUGCGCUGCUAGCUACAAUAUCAGGAUUUCGCAUCGUCUUCUUCAUUUUCGGCGGAGUUGUCGAGACGGGUCGGUUUAUAGCGCGUCGUCGGUGGAUUCGGCGCAACCGUGAAGACCAACAGCGAACGGAUGAGACGGGUUUGAUGAGCCCUGGUAGAGACGAGGUGGUGACAGCAUAG